Penicillium angulare is the source of this 768-nucleotide messenger RNA. Its product is annotated as alpha/beta hydrolase. NCBI's taxonomy places the organism in Eukaryota, Fungi, Ascomycota, Eurotiomycetes, Eurotiales, Aspergillaceae. Bases 1 to 768 code for a protein of 255 amino acids. The record is from RefSeq and is a predicted model, not a curated record. The transcript has a single exon.
AUGGCAUCUGAAAAACCUGUCGCAGUCCUAAUAAUCCACGGUGCAUACUUCCUCCCCUCCGCCUGGAAGAAUUUCGGCAACCAUCUCACUCAAGCUGGACUAACAGUCCGCUGCCCCCACCUCCCAAGCUGCAAUGACUCGCAGCCACCCACAAGCCUCCUAAAAGAUGACUUGCAUGCGGUACGCGCAGCAGCAAAAGAUCUCAUAGCCUCAAACCACAAAAUAAUUGUCCUCGCACAUUCAUACGGUGGCAUCGUCGCCUCAGAAGCAAUCACCCCGGACUUAUACUCCGAUAGACUCGGAGGUAGUGGCGUCGUAUCCCUUAUCUAUCUAUCUGCGUGGCUGAUCGUGCCUGGUGAAAGUCUUCAAGAUAUAUUUGCUAGACACGGAGCACAGAGUGAAGUUGAUCUAGGCAUGCACAGUGACGAAGUGGUGUUUGCUAAGAACGCGCCGGAGUCAUUUUACAAUGAUAUUGAGCGGGGAGAGGCGGAGGAGCUGGCGAAGAAGAACGUUACUCAUCAUUGGACUGUUGCUAUGGGGAAGAUUGGGCAUGCGCCGUGGAGGGAUCUUCCUCUGGCUUAUGUGUUUUGUUUAAGGGAUAAGGCAAUUUUGGGACCCUUGCAGAAGGCUAUGGUGAAGGAUGCGGUGGAUGCGGGUGGGGAUGGGAUUGUUACGGAUAGUAUUGAUUCGGGACAUUGUCCUUUCUUGAGCAAACCAGGGAAAUUUCAGAGGAUUAUUGAGGGAAUUGUUUCUACUGUUACUAAAUAG